Molecule: messenger RNA, 3417 nt
Organism: Doryrhamphus excisus (bluestripe pipefish)
Lineage: Eukaryota; Metazoa; Chordata; Actinopteri; Syngnathiformes; Syngnathidae
Gene: clcn3
Product: chloride channel 3
Biological process (GO): transmembrane transport; chloride transport
Cellular component (GO): early endosome; plasma membrane; synaptic vesicle
Molecular function (GO): chloride:proton antiporter activity; voltage-gated chloride channel activity
Source: RefSeq, a predicted model, not a curated record
UGAUAAUGAGCUCGGCCAUGGGAAACAGGAAGUGAACGUCACUGACGCCUAAAUUUGACUCAAACGAUAACGUCGCCGUGCUGAGGAUGAGGAGGCUGAGCAAACGUCUCAUUUAGCAACGAAGAUGAUGAACUGUUGCGUCCAGGCCGGAUUUGAGGCUUCGACGAGGGUGCUUUGCUAAAUGGAGUCGGAGCAGCUGUACCACAGAGGCCACUGCAGGAACAGCUACAACAGCAUCGCCAGCGCCAGUAGCGACGAGGAACUGCUUGAUGGAGCCGGCAUCAUCAUGGACUUCCACACUACUGAGGACGACAACCUGCUGGAUGGGGACGCUUCCUCCCCAGGCUCCAACUAUGCCAUGUCUAACGGUGGUGGUGGGGCUGCCAGCAGCACCACUCAUCUCCUGGACUUCUUAGAGGAGCCCAUUCCUGGGGUGGGCACCUACGAUGACUUCCACACCAUCGACUGGGUGCGCGAGAAGUGCAAGGAUCGCGAAAGGCACAGGAAGAUAACCAGUAAGAAGAAGGAGUCGGCAUGGGAGUUCACCAAGAGUCUGUAUGAUGCCUGGUCAGGAUGGCUGGUGGUGACGCUCACAGGCUUGGCCUCAGGCGCAUUAGCCGGUCUGAUCGACAUCGCUGCCGACUGGAUGAACGACCUGAAGGAGGGUGUGUGCCUGAGCGCCAUGUGGUUCAACCACGAGCAGUGUUGCUGGACGUCUAACGAGACCACCUUUGCCGAGAGAGACAAGUGUCCCCAGUGGAAGAGCUGGGCUGAGCUCAUCCUGGGCCAGGCCGAGGGUCCAGGCUCGUAUAUUAUGAACUACUUCAUGUACAUCUACUGGGCUCUGUCCUUCGCCUUCCUCGCCGUGUGUCUUGUCAAGGUGUUUGCUCCGUACGCUUGUGGCUCAGGGAUCCCAGAGAUCAAGACCAUCCUGAGUGGGUUCAUCAUCAGGGGCUACCUGGGAAAGUGGACCCUGAUGAUAAAGACCAUCACUCUGGUGCUGGCUGUGGCAUCGGGUCUCAGUCUGGGGAAGGAGGGCCCGCUGGUCCACGUGGCGUGCUGCUGUGGGAACAUCUUCUCCUACCUGUUCCCCAAGUACAGCAAGAAUGAGGCCAAGAAGCGAGAGGUUCUCUCUGCUGCAUCGGCAGCCGGCGUGUCCGUGGCAUUCGGAGCACCGAUUGGCGGCGUUCUCUUCAGCCUAGAGGAGGUCAGCUACUACUUCCCUCUGAAAACACUGUGGCGCUCCUUUUUUGCUGCGCUGGUGGCUGCCUUUGUCCUGCGCUCCAUCAACCCAUUUGGAAACAGCCGCCUGGUGCUGUUCUACGUGGAGUACCACACGCCCUGGUACCUGUUUGAGCUCAUCCCCUUCAUCCUUCUGGGGGUAUUCGGAGGCCUUUGGGGUGCCUUCUUCAUUCGAGCCAACAUCGCUUGGUGUCGGAGGCGAAAGUCGACCCGCUCAGGUAAGUAUCCGGUUUUGGAGGUGAUCCUGGUGGCAGCGAUCACGGCCGUCGUUGCGUUCCCGAACCCGUACACCCGCCAGAACACCAGCGAGCUGAUCAAGGAGCUCUUCACGGACUGCGGACCGCUGGAGUCGUCGCAACUCUGCCAGUACCGCAGCAAGGCCUUCACGGAUAACCCCAACCGGCCCGCCGGGCCUGGCGUCUAUGCCGCCAUGUGGCAGCUAUGCCUGGCGCUCAUCUUCAAAAUCAUCAUGACCAUCUUCACCUUCGGCCUCAAGGUGCCAUCUGGCUUGUUCAUUCCCAGCAUGGCAAUCGGGGCAAUCGCGGGACGAAUCGUUGGCAUCGCCGUGGAGCAGCUGGCAUCUUACCACCAUGAUUGGUUCUUAUUUAAAGACUGGUGUGAGGUCGGAGCCGACUGCAUCACGCCUGGACUCUACGCCAUGGUGGGGGCGGCCGCUUGUCUGGGCGGCGUCACUCGGAUGACCGUCUCUCUUGUGGUCAUCGUCUUUGAGUUGACUGGCGGCCUAGAGUACAUUGUGCCGCUCAUGGCUGCCGUCAUGACCAGCAAAUGGGUGGGCGACGCCUUUGGCCGAGAGGGCAUCUACGAGGCUCACAUCCGCCUCAACGGAUACCCCUUUCUGGACGCCAAGGAGGAAUUUACGCACACAACGCUCGCCAGGGAGGUGAUGAGGCCCCGCCCCAGCGACCCGCCACUCGCUGUGUUGACGCAGGAUGACCUGAGCGUGGAGGAGCUGCAGGCCACCAUCAAUGAAACAAGUUACAACGGUUUCCCAGUGAUCGUGUCGAAGGAGUCCCAGAGGCUUGUGGGCUUCGCUCUGCGCAGGGACAUCACGAUCGCUAUCGAAAACGCUCGCCGCAAGCAGGAGGGCAUCUUGUUGAAUUCCAGGGUGUACUUCACACAGCACGCCCCCACCCUGCCUGCUGACAGCCCCCGCCCCCUAAAGCUCCGCUCCAUCCUGGACAUGAGUCCCUUCACUGUGACGGACCACACGCCCAUGGAGAUUGUGGUGGACAUCUUCAGGAAGUUGGGGCUGCGACAGUGCCUGGUCACUCACAACGGGAUUGUGUUGGGCAUCAUCACAAAGAAGAAUAUAUUAGAACAUCUGGAGGAGCUCAAGCAGCACACGCAGCGCCUGGCGGCUUCUCGGCAUCAUCACAAAAAAAGAUAUCCUCCGUCACAUGGCUCAAAUGGCAAACCAAGAUCCCGAGUCCAUCAUGUUCAACUGAUCCGCUCCUUUCAGGACGGCUGGGUGGGAGGGGGAGGUGACAGCGAGGAGGAGCAAGAGGAAGAAGUGCACCUCCUGGACGGCGCCAACCUCUGACCUUUUGACACUUUUUGUUUCCUUUUUCACUUUUGAGCUUUAUAGACUCCUCCCGUGGCCAUGAAAGGGAACACCUCAUGCAUGUGCUCUUGUCCGCUCGACGCAACGAUGCAGCUGGACCUGUGAACCUUCCUCACCUGUUCGUCCUCCUCAGUGAAGCGGUUGCCAUGGAAACAGAAGUCUCCCGUUUCAUGGAAUAUUGUACGUGCACGGGAGACACAAAGUAGAAGAGAGCGUCCAUCUGUCCGUCCGUCCAUUCAUUCAUUCAUCCAUCCAUCCAUCCGCGUGAAAUGAAGGUGAAAUAAAUGAUGCAAGUUGUCAGUUACUUUUCACUCUCGCUACUUUUCCAUUGGGAACACUGCAUCUUCCCGCUGAAGCUUUCAGGCCUCUGGAGAAAAAUGUGGAUUUACCGCAGAGAUUGUCUCCACCGAUGAAGAUGGUCAGCAUGGAGAAGAGUGUUUCCUUAUCUUGACGUUUCCUCAUUUCUGUGCCGUGUCAAUGAAGUUGUGCAUCAUUGUGAAUAAUUUCAUGUUUGAUUUCUUUGAUUGUACAUUUGAAACAGGAAGAUUCAUUAAAUUUGCUUUGAACUUUAAAGAACAUACUGUUCGUUUAUC